UUUAAAUUUAAAUUAAAUGGCCAUGAACUCUGACUUAAGAGGGGAGACUGACCUCUCUAGGAGAGGAGGCGACCCCGAUCUGGAUGCCAUGGAGGAUUAUUUCAUGAAAGAGACUGAUAAAGGCAAGAAAAUCGCUGAGAAACAUGGAACUCCUGGUAAGGACAACAAGAACGUGAGGGGGGUUAAAAACCUAUCUAAAGAGGAAAGAGCGGAAAGAUUCUAUAACUUACUUGAUGAGAACAUUAAGCUAAAAACCCACCAAGCCCUGCUUGAUGGAGAACUUGUCAAAACUGGCACUAGGCUCCAGAGAAUCAAGGAAAUGAUCGCAAGGGAAAGGAAGCUUAACGGAGGGAAUUUUGGAAUAGGCUUCGGGAAACAAAUAGAUGAAAUAAUUGAUACCAAUACAGAACUUAGUCUUGACAAUGAUAAAUUGAGGAGUAUUAUUAAAGGUCUCAAGGCUCGUAUGGCUGAAAUGAUCAGAAAUGGCUAUACGAAGCCAGGAAUGGGCAAUACUAGAGGAUAUGUCUCAGGAUCAAGUGCUUAUAGACCUCCUAAGCGUAAAGGUGCUUCAAAGGGUGGCAAGAGACCUGCAAGUUCGUUUAGAAAAUCAGCUAGGAGGCUCAAUGAUGAUAUUGGAAAUCCAAAUUUAGUUAAAGAUAAAGAUCUGGCUAUUACUAAACUCAAAGAGAGCUUAGAAACUCAAGCUUCUAUCACUGAGACCCUUCAAAAACAAGUUGAGAAACUAAGAAAUGAAAAACGUGAACUCAAAGAUCAAAUCCAUGAUUUGGCUGAAAAUGUUGAUGACAGAGACAAAGAGCUUCAUAGACUAAAGGGAGAUUUGAAUUAUAAACAAAAAGAUAGCUCCAAACUUGAAGAACUGAAAGCUGAUAACCAGGUGCUUAAGACUCAAGUGAUCACCCUCCAGAGCAACCAAGGAUCAGCUGAUGACCACAGGAAGCAUAUUCAGGAUCUUCAUAAUGAGAAAAAUGAAUUAGAAAGAAAGCUUACAUCUCUUCUUACUGAUCCGUUCUUUAGAAGAGAGGCUGGUAAUGAAUAUGGACAAAAAAUGCUCGAUCUUGAGACUGAGAAUGAUAAACUUCAAAAAGAACUAGAAUUCUAUAAAGAAAAAGAAAAUGAAAGAAAUGAAGAACUUGAUAAACUCAAAACUGACUAUAAUAAGAUGAGUGAUGAGCAACACCACUCCAAAGUCUCAGGGAUUGGCUAUCGCUUCGGCAAAGAUGGAACCCCAGUCGAUUUGGAAGACAUGAAAAAGGCUUUACUCACCAUGGAUCCUUCUGUAUUCAGAGCUACUAUGGAUCAAGUUAAUCAUGAUGGAACAGAACCUAUCUGGGCAAAGAUAGACUUCCUUGAACAAAUGGGAGUGGGCAUUGAUAUAAAUCCUGAUGAUCCAAAAUCCUUUGAAAAGACAGUGGAGUUAAUGAGGCAUGACAAGAGAGAACUUGCAGCUUCAUUAGAGAAAGCACAACAACUUCUACAGCUCCAAUAUGAUCUUGAAAGAGAGAACAAAGAGUAUUACAAGGCUGAAUUAGCUGAACAUAAUGCAAGGAUCAAAGAACUUACUUUGAGACUAGAGGAAUCCAGAAAGAUUGCAGAUCAAAGAAUGGAUGAAAUCAAUAAUUUGAAGAAAAUGACUUCUGAAAUGAGGAGCCAAUACCAAAAAGGAUAUGACCCUAAAGAAGAAGCUGAAGCUAAAGAUUAUAGUAAACUUGAUGCUGACACUGACUUCUCCCUCAUCACUGGCGAGACUGACAUCAAACCAGGAGAGAACAUGCUCGAUUUAGCACUGGAUAAGGCUGAGUACUACACUCAUUCUCUAAGCCAGGUUGUAGAAUCUGAUAUUCUCUCAGAGAAAGCAUUCCUCAGCUUUGCUACUGUGGAGUUCUAUGAUCAUGAUGUGAAAGCAACUGUACUGACUAAUGGUCUUGAGCCAGAGUACCUGACUCUGUUCUCAUUCAAGAACAAGGUUGACAAUUACUAUAUUGAAUUCUUACAACUUAAUAGAAUCAAAGUAGAGAUAUUUAAGAGUAAAGCUCAGAAGGUCGAAAAGAUCGGUUUUGCUAAUAUUGUCCUAAGAGAAUUGGUCGAAAGAGAUUAUGAUACACUACAAGGCAUGAAGACCCCAGUUGUGACAGGAAUCAUCCAUAUCAAUAGCUGAGUUGACCCUUCGAUAAAUAUUGGAGUUAUCAAGUAUAAGAUGAGGAUGAGACAACCUCUCAAUGAAGCCUUGAAAUGGUACAGAGAGAAAAAUAACCUUAACACAAUCCAAAGAUCAAAGAAGGUAACUCAGCAAUAUCUCUCUACUAAGGUAAUUUCUAUCAAUGUAGUUGGCUGUGAAGAUCUGGUUUCGAGAAACAAUAGAAACCAAAAGAGAAUGAAGCCUUUCUUCCACUAUAUUUUCUACAAAUUUGAUGAAGUAUUUUCAAAGAUUUAUGAAGGCCAGAACCCGGAGAUGAAUGAGAUCAAAACCUUCACAACAGAGGUCGAUAACAAAUUCAAGAAUUAUACUGAAGAGAAGAGAUUUGAGAUCCAUGUAUUUGAUGAUGCGAUCAAGCCUUCCGUCCAUGAUGAGGAAAACAGUAUCGACGAUAUGAUCGGAGUUGCUUACAUUCCUUUGUUCGAAGUAGCUCAAGGGAAUAACCUAUACGACAAGUUCGCUAUUAAGGACUACAAUGGCAAUGUGAACGGAAUGAUGGAGGUAAAAAUAACUCUACAUAACAGUCUGGAAGACAUCAACGCUCCAUUUGCCCAAAGCGUGCAGUACAAGAAUAACGAUUGGACUUCAGAAUUCUUAUUCAAAGUAUGCUUACGUUACGCUGCGAAGCCAAACAUGGACUUGAACAACUUAUAUGCAAUCUUUAGUAAAGGAGAGAACGAUAUCUCCAGAAGAAAUUUCCGUGACACAAUAGUGCCUAGGAAAUCAGGCGUCACAGAAAGUGAAAUAGAGUCUUUCAUCAAAGAAUGUGAGCCUUUCCAAAGAAGAGGAUAUAUGACUAAAGAGCAAUUCCUUCAGAUUAUGAAAGGUCCUUUCAGAAGAGCAACUAACGAAAAUAGAAUCAGACAAAAAGAACUCAGAGGCCGCAGAGACAGUGAAGACGAUAGCGAAGAUGACUUCAGAAGAGCCACUGAGAAGAGCAGGAGGGAAACCAAACCAGAGUCUCACAGAACCGGUAGGAGCCACAAGAGCGACAGAAGUCACAAGAGCAGCAGAAGAGAUAGAAGAGAUGAAAAGGAGGAAAAGAAAGACUCAAAGCCACAGCUAGAGCUUAAGGAAGAAGAGAUCGAGAAGAUCAAGAGGUAUAACCAAGAAGACCUUGAAAGAAUCAAGAAUAAGAUCAGAGACUUUGUUAUUAACGAAGAAGUUUCUCUUAAGGGAGUUUAUGAGUUUAUUGAUAAGGACGGAGACAACCGCCUAGAUCUCGCUGAAUUCACAACCAAGAUUAAGAACGUUAAGAUCGAUGUGACUGACAUAGAAGCUAAAGCAUUGUUCUAUUAUGUUGAUGCUAACGAAAGUGGAGAGAUUACUUAUAAGGAGUUCUCAACAGCCUUACAUGAUAUCCACAUGGAAUGUAUCUUCCAGAAAAUCAGGAAAAUAGUCAAGGGGAUUGGCAGUAACCUUGACAAGCUCUUUAGUGAAAUUGACUCUAAGGACAAGGGAUACUGGAAUAAAGAGGAUUAUAAGGAAUUCGUCGGUAUGUACUGUGACAGUCUGAAGAAAUAUGAGGUUGAUGACCUUCUUGCCCAUUUGGAUAGAAACGGAGAUAAUAGAAUUGACAAGGGUGAACUUGGCAGAGCUUUGGAUCUUAGCUAAAGACUGU
This is a messenger RNA of Moneuplotes crassus, 3836 nucleotides long. The record is from the annotation of a GenBank genome assembly. Lineage: Eukaryota; Ciliophora; Spirotrichea; Euplotida; Euplotidae.